Diuraphis noxia (Russian wheat aphid) is the source of this 860-nucleotide messenger RNA. It is a transcript of the gene qtc, whose product is annotated as GRIP domain-containing protein quick-to-court. The record is from RefSeq and is a predicted model, not a curated record. Lineage: Eukaryota; Metazoa; Arthropoda; Insecta; Hemiptera; Aphididae.
GUAUUAYGGAUUAAAACCAUUACUUGACGAAGCACAUAUCAGAAUCAAAGAACUUGAAAUGGAAAAUGAUUUUUUUAAAAGGUCUAGAACUGUACAAGAUAAUACUAAAACUACCAUUGAUCAAWCUUCUAUUGAUCAUAUAAAGAAGACUUUUUGUGAUGUUCUUACUCAAACUCAAUCCAUAUUACAUUUAGAUAAGAAGACUGAAACUGAUCAAACACACCAUAAUUUGUAUGGUGCUGUUACAGAAAAUAUUCAAAACUUACACAAAACCAAUUCAGACAAAAAUCCUAUAAUCCUGACUCAAACUCAACAAAAUGUAUGUCUAGAAAAGGAUACUUUGAAUGAUGGUCAGGAGGUCGAAGACUGUGUUAAUGAGCUGAGUAAUGUAAAGUUACAACUAAAAAAGAUGAAAGGACGUAGCCAAAGUGUUGGUGGCGCUUUGUUAUCCGGAUCUGAGGCCAUUGCCCUUUGGAUGAUCGGCACAAAAAAGGUUCGUCUCUCAGAUCCCCUCUUAUGUGCAGUUAAUUUAUUGGCAUUUUAAUUUUGAUACGCAUGGGAGUUUAAGCGAGUUGUACAUUGAUCUAUUCUGGAUUGGAUUUUUACAAUAAAUUAUUUUUGUUUUUAUUACUAUCGUCUAUUGUUAAUUAAUAUUUUUAUUUGGCGAGUAGUUGAUGACGAUUUAGGACAACAAUAGGUUAGGUCAAUGAUAUACCUACAUUAUUUUAUAGUUAUUUUAAAUGAAUACAAUAAUAUUAUAUAAUACAAAACAAAUACAAGUCUUCUAUUUUUUGAUUUUUGUUAUUAAAAAUACAUAUUAAUCUUUUGAUCAUGAGUUAUUUAACUACAAUAGAACCGAC